Alnus glutinosa is the source of this 2457-nucleotide messenger RNA. RefSeq names its product BRCA1-associated RING domain protein 1. The transcript has 13 exons. The record is from RefSeq and is a predicted model, not a curated record. NCBI's taxonomy places the organism in Eukaryota, Viridiplantae, Streptophyta, Magnoliopsida, Fagales, Betulaceae. Gene Ontology annotation, cellular component: BRCA1-A complex; plasma membrane; BRCA1-BARD1 complex. The coding region runs from base 82 to 2271 and encodes 729 amino acids. Gene Ontology annotation, molecular function: ubiquitin-protein transferase activity. Gene Ontology annotation, biological process: double-strand break repair via homologous recombination; negative regulation of fatty acid biosynthetic process; positive regulation of transcription by RNA polymerase II.
AAAAACCACUCUGGAAACACACAUCUGUGUUUUGUGAGGACAUUUACUGCUUUGCUUUGGCUUGGACUGUAUCGAGUGGGGAUGGGAGACUCUGUGAGUGGUAGUGGUAGAUUUCUGAACCCGUGGGUUCUUCAUUUCCAGAAGAUGGGUCUCGAGCUCAAGUGCCCUCUCUGUUUAUGCUUGCUCGAAAGACCAAUGUUACUCCCCUGCAAUCACAUUUUCUGCAAUUCCUGCAUACCCAUUUCAACACAGCUUAAAUCAGAGUGCCCCGUCUGUAAAGCUCAGUAUCUCAACCAAGAUUCAAGGCCUGCGCCUUACAUGGAAAAUCUGGCAACAAUCUAUAGGGGUUUGGAAUCUACUUUCAGCGCCAAUUUGUUUCAGCAUGUUUCUUCUGGUUCAAGGAGGAUUUUGGAGCAAUGCCAGACUUCACUUUCUGCUGAUAAAUUGAGUAAGGAACCAUUUGAAAUUAUCCAAGGGGAUAAGUCAUGCAGUGGGCAGUCCAUCUUCUCAUUAUCGGCUAAUAAGCGAGUUCAGGUUCCUUUGAAUUUGAAUCAUUCUGCUGAAGAUGGGGUCAGCAAGAAUGAUGGAUAUGAGAAACACAGCAUGCCAGCAGAUGGUAAAGGUGGUAGAGGAGGAGAAAAACUUAAUCAGGUAGUGAGUACCAAUUCGCCAUCACUGAGUUUGCCAAUGGGACCUGGGGGCCUUGAAGAGCCUAAUGUUGUGGAAAUAGAGAUGAAUCGGGUGUCACAGUCAUUGCUGAAUACCCCUCCUUCAAUUGGUGAUGCUAAGGGUUCAGAUGGUGACAGCUAUGAUCAGAGUCUAGGAAAAUCUUUAAUCAAGAGAGCAAUUGACAAAGAUUCUGAAGGUAAGAUUAGGCAGUUGGGGCAUGACGGUUCUGCCUCUGAAACCGAAGAUGGUCAUUUGAGGGGUAUCAAGAGACAAAAGAAAUUAAACUAUGGCGCAUCAGAGUUGAGCAUGAAAGCAGACGGUUGUAUUCCACCAGUUGUUUCACAUUCUGAAAUCGUAGUAACUCCCAGUUCUGAUUUCGAAGCCGAAUCUAGGGUGCCUUCUGCUGCUGCACAGCAGCCUGUAAUAUCAGAUGCCUCAUUUGUGCCUAAAAGCAUUUGUGCUUUUUGCCAGUCCCCUGAGAUUUCAGUGCAUACUGGCCCAAUGUUGCAUUAUGCUAAUGGGAAAAUUGUAGUAGGAGAUGAGGCAACGCUUUCAAAUGUCAUACACGUUCACAGACUAUGCGUUGAUUGGGCACCACAAGUGUAUUUUGUUAAUGAAACUAUUAAGAAUUUGAAGGCAGAAGUGGCAAGGGGUGCAAAGCUCAAGUGCAGCAGAUGUGGACAGAAGGGAGCAGCCCUGGGCUGUUAUGCAAAAUCCUGUCGGAGAAGCUAUCACCUUCCCUGUGCAGCACAAAUAUCAAAUUGUCGCUGGGAUCAUGAAAACUUUCUUAUGCUCUGUCCUGCUCAUUCUUCUGUCAAGUUUCCAAAUGAGAGGUCCAGGUCUGGCAAACUUGAUUCUAAGGAUUAUCCUCUGCCAAGUCAGCAAGGCCCUCAGCAGUCUGAACUUUGGGUAGCUCCAAAGAGAGCCAAAAAAUGGGUUAUAUGUGGAUCUGCUCUAUCUUCUAAAGAGAAGGUUCUUGUGCUCAAGUUUGCAAGUAUGUGUGGUGCAACUGUGGCUAAGUACUGGAAACCAAAUGUCACACAUGUGAUUGCAUCCACAGAUGCACAAGGUGCAUGCACCAGGACACUGAAAGUUCUCAUGGCCAUUUUGAAUGGGAGAUGGAUUGUUAACAUUGGCUGGGUAAAAGCUUGCAUGGAAGCUAUGCAUCCUGUGGACGAAGUACCCUACGAAGUUUGUCUUGACAACCAUGGGUGUUCUGAUGGCCCCAAAACUGGCAGGCUUAUGGCUUCAAAUAAUGCACCAAAGCUCUUCAAUGGGUUCAAAUUCUAUUUUUCUGGUGAUUUUGUGCCUGAAUACAAGGACGAUCUCCAAAAUUUGGUUGUAACUGCAGGAGGUGCUGUUUUGAAAAGUAAAGAAGAAUUGCUGUCACAAAGCUGUGAUGAGGUAGCUCCGGUGAGGGUACUAAUUGUCUACAACCUUGAUUCCCCACAAGGCUGCAAGGUAGGAGAGGAAGUUGAUAUUCUUUGGAAGAGAUUGAGUGAAGCGCAGGAUGUAGCCGCAGAUAUUGGAUCCCAUGUUAUUGGUCACACUUGGCUUGUGGAAUCAAUUGCUGCAUGUAAGUUGCAGCCUUUUGUCAGCUGAGAAAGCUUUUGUGAUCCUUUUUUUUUUUGUUAUCAUCAGUCCAGGAUAAUAAUCUCUUUAUCAAGCUUGCUUAAGGCCCAAAUGUAUAUAGUUUAGUUAUAAAAUUAGACAGAGCUGUGUCUUUUUGCUUGGGAUAAAUUGCUGUCUGUUUCAGACUUUUGUUUUCUGAUAAAGCAUUUGUAUGCA